AUGAAGUCAACACUUGCUGCGACUACCAUCGUCGCCUUGGCUGCGGCGGGUGCUGCCCUGCCAGCGCCCAGGGCCAACAGUCCCUGGGACAAUAUCAAGAAAAAUAUCAAGCAUGUUGUCUACCUCAUGAUGGAGAACCACUCCUUUGACAACAUCGCCGGAUACUGGACCUUCCAUCCGGGAAUCGAUAACUUGGUCAACCUGGGGAAGCCCUUCUGCAACGAGUACACCAACCCCAACUGGACCGUGUGGGGAGAGCCUAUCUUGAUCUGCGCGGAACCAUACGAGGGAGAGGUGCCUUUGAGGGACCCAGACCACAACUUCGCAGGCACCUCCUACGAGAUCUACCGGACUUGGAACCCGACCAAGGACUCGGUCCCGAAUAUGGGAGGGUUCAUCGAGCGUCAGUCCGAGAAAUACCAGGGGACCCCUGGUCAGGCGUCUUUUGUGAUCAAGGCCUACGACGAGAAGAAGACCGCCACAUUGGUCGAGAUUGCCCAGAACUUUGCCUUUUUUGACUCCUACUAUGCCGAACAUCCUGGUCCGACCAACACUAACCGCCAAUUCGCGACCGCUGGGACGACAUGUGGUUUUGUGGACAACACCAACCAGGCGGCGGGUUGGUUCAACAAUGUGACGGGUGUCAGCUGUGCCACGUCCAUUUUCGAGGCCCUCAGCAAGAAGAACAUCACCUGGAAGAACUACUAUGAGACGGAUAUCAUCGACUCUUUCAUGUACAAGUGGGUUCAGGACAAUGCAAUGGAAAACAUUGUCCACGCCGACCAGUUCUACCGCGACCUGCAGGAGGGCACGUUGCCCCAGUUCGCGUACUACAACCCGGAGUGCUGCAAUAUCACGUCGAUGCACCCGCUGAGCAACUUGGCCACCGGAGAGCUGCUGAUCAAGCAUGUGUACGAUGCGGUUCGCAACUCCCAGUACUGGGACAAUACUUUGAUUAUUCUCAAUUUUGACGAACACGGUGGAUUCGCUGACCACGUGCCUCCGCCGAUGAACAUUCCUGCCCCCGACGACAACAUCACGUUCAGCGGCAUGUCGGACGGUCAUAACGUGACCUACGACUUUACCCGUCUUGGUGUUCGUGUGCCUGCCUUCCUCAUCUCGCCCUGGAUCCCGGCCAACACGCUGAUCCACGACGAGGGCACCAGCUACGCGAACAACUCGGCCUACACGCACUCGUCGAUGCUGCACUUCCUGCAGGAGCUUUGGGACCUGGAGGGCCUCAACAACCGGGUGCAGUGGGCCAAGACGUUCGAGUACGUCUUCAGCGACCAGAAGCGCGAGGACACGCCGACCAACCUGUCCGCGCCGAUCUGGUAUGGCGGCAGUGUCGGGCCGCAGCCGUACCCGUACUACCUCCUCAACCAGCCAUACUCGUACUAUGAGUCGAUUGUUACACACGCACAUACAUACAACCUACCGCAUAAUACAGGAAACAAUUAA
Molecule: messenger RNA, 1461 nt
Organism: Rasamsonia emersonii CBS 393.64
Lineage: Eukaryota; Fungi; Ascomycota; Eurotiomycetes; Eurotiales; Trichocomaceae
Product: Lysophospholipase
Exons: 7
Coding region: 1-1461 (486 amino acids)
Biological process (GO): phospholipid catabolic process
Molecular function (GO): hydrolase activity, acting on ester bonds
Source: RefSeq, a predicted model, not a curated record